GGAACAGUCAAUCUAUUUAUUUUUUCUGCUUGUUUACAUUUUUUAUUUUGAAGACAUAGGCGACUUUGAGUAAAAUUGAAAUAUAUUUAUGCUAUGGCUAGAAAUGAAGAAAAACAGCUGGCCAGAUUGAAUCGCUUUUACUUGCAAAAAGAUAAAGAAGCACAACAAAAGAAGAAUCCCCCAAGGCCUCGGCUGGAAACCUUAAACACAUCAGCUGAGAUUCAGAAGUGGUUGCCAUCCAUCAAGCGAGAUCUUAACUUCUACAUAAAACAAAGUGAAGUGACCUGUUACCCACAAAGUAAAAUCGACCAGUUUUCAAGGAAGAUAAAUGGUUUAAAAUGGGAAUACAGAGCAUUUGUGCGGAAGCUUCGUGAAUUAAACCCUGGGCUGGAAGUAACUCCAUGGACUGAUCGACCCUAUGCAGGACACAAAAGAAAAGCUGAACCAGAAAGUUCAGACGCUGCCUCUGAUCUUCUAGAUUUUACUAAAGAAGAUUACACAACUAGUAAUUUAGAAAUUUACAGCCCUGCAUCAACUAAUAUACCAAGCACUAACUGUGAAAGUUUUCCCCUUUGUGACAAACAUGUAGAAUUAAAGAAGGCAGUUAGUACUGAUACCACAACAGACAAUUCUUUGAUCAAAGAUCAUGAUUCCAGUCACAUCGAUGAAGACUCUGUACAUGUUUUUCAAUUCAUUCCUCUCAGCACACCAGUUCUUGAAAAAGACUCUUGCUACAUUUCCAUGUAUGGAUACAAUAAGCCUGCUUCUGUGAUUUUAAAUUCCAACAAGCAGUUAGAAGAUGCACCUUUAGAAUUCAGUAACAGGAAUUCCACAACAGAAAGAAGUUCAAACAAAGCUUCACAAAAUGAAGACAAACUUGAUAAUGGUGUUAGCAUACAGUGUGUGAAUGUAAAGUUACAGAAGUUAAACAGUGUUGCAGGGGAACCUGUUGAUGGAAGUUUAAUAAUUAAUUUUGAAACAGAUGAACAGGACAAACCUCUCAAAUUUGACAGUGGUAAAUCAAGGACAUGUCAGAAUAAUGGACGGUACAGUAUAAACCGAGUUGUUGAUAUUUUGGAUAGUGUUACACAUCAACACUCAGUCAUUGUAGCUUCAGAUGUCAAGGGAAGCUCUUCAUUUUUAAACCAAACACAUCUUCCUACAAAUAAUACUAAAGCAGAACAUUCAGAACUCGAAAAGAAUUGUUCUGAAGGUUCCUCAUUACUUGUUGUUCCAUAUUCCGACUCGGAGAGUGAAACAGAGACAUAGUUAAUGCAGUUUAGUUCUGUGUGUGAGCAGGAUAUAGUUGAGUUGUAGAGGUCUUUUACUUUAUUUCACUGAUUAUAUCCAUUUCAGAUUCAAGUAUGUCAUCCUGUCUGACAAACACUUUAUUCACCAUCAUUUUGGCUUUGUUCUGAUAACAUGUUUAAUGGUAAUGUUAUCUUAGAUGAAUAGUAUUGUUUCCUGUCUUUCAUCUUUAGAGCUUAAUAAUUUGUCUAAAAUUACGAAAAAUAAAAGCAUACUGACAAG
Gigantopelta aegis is the source of this 1530-nucleotide messenger RNA. RefSeq lists its product as uncharacterized. The coding region runs from base 94 to 1269 and encodes 391 amino acids. Lineage: Eukaryota; Metazoa; Mollusca; Gastropoda; Neomphalida; Peltospiridae. Gene Ontology annotation, biological process: generation of catalytic spliceosome for second transesterification step. The transcript has 6 exons. The record is from RefSeq and is a predicted model, not a curated record.